Molecule: messenger RNA, 2571 nt
Organism: Scophthalmus maximus (turbot)
Lineage: Eukaryota; Metazoa; Chordata; Actinopteri; Pleuronectiformes; Scophthalmidae
Gene: ahrra
Product: aryl-hydrocarbon receptor repressor a
Exons: 9
Coding region: 335-2425 (696 amino acids)
Biological process (GO): regulation of transcription by RNA polymerase II
Cellular component (GO): nucleus; aryl hydrocarbon receptor complex
Molecular function (GO): transcription cis-regulatory region binding; nuclear receptor activity; protein dimerization activity
Source: RefSeq, a predicted model, not a curated record
UGCGUGCGAAGAGCUCGACAUGUCAUUCAGAGGAAUCCGCCACCUGAAACGCGAGGAAGUGAAGGCGACUCAAUUGGGUAUAAAGCAUCAGCCAACAUCUGCCCCGAGCAGAGCGCAGCUGAUGAAAACAUCAGCUCGGAGCUCACACAGGACCUUCUCCGGUUUAUUUGAUUUCCCUUGGAUCUAUCGUUUGGCACUGCCGAGUCGGUGCACCCUGGGAGACGCAUCUCUUUUCUGUACUUAAAGUGAAUGUGGCUUAGCAGCCAGCAUCACUAUACUGGACUUAACUGACACCCCCACUGAUAUUGGCGCACCUGUUUCCUCCACGGAGCACAUGACCAUGAUCCCUCCGGGAGACUGCAUGUAUGCGGGCAGAAAGAGGAGGAAGCCCAUCCAAAAACAGAAGCCGUCCUCUGCCAAUGAGAAAACCAACCCGUCCAAGCGGCACCGGGACAGGCUGAAUGCUGAGCUGGACCGGCUGGCCAGCCUGCUGCCGUUCCCCCCGGAUGUCAUCUCCAAGCUGGACAAACUGUCCGUGCUGCGGCUUGCAGUCUCCUACCUCCGCGUCAAAAGUUUCUUCCAAGCAAACCAAGACAAGACCUCCAGGAAGCACAUCAUCAGCUCAGCAUCCUCUAACCCUGAACCCAGGAAAGAGAGUCUACCCCUGGGCACCACCGUCAAUGAAAGCGGCCUCCUCCUGGAAUCUCUGACAGGGUUUGCCUUGGUGGUGAGCAGUGAUGGGAUGGUCUUUUAUGCCUCCUCAACCAUUGUGGAUUAUCUGGGAUUUCAUCAGACUGAUGUGAUGCACCAGAAUGUGUUUGACUACAUCCACAUAGACGACCGUCAGGAGUUCAGACGCCAGCUCCACUGGGCCAUGUGUCCUCCACAGCACCAGGGGACGUCAGCACACCCGGAUAACCUAGCUGCAGGCAGUGGUGAAGACUUUGUAGUCAACAGCCAAUUUCACUCUCUGGAGGCUGGGGGAAUCCCCCCAGAGCUCACCUGCUUUCUCAACAGAUGCUUCAUAGCCAGAGUCCGAUGCCUCCUGGACAGCACCUCUGGAUUCUUGACUAUGCAGUUCCAGGGUCGACUGAAGUUCCUCAAUGGGCAGAAAAUGAAGUCUGCCUCUGGUGCUCUGAUGCCUCCCCAGCUGGCCCUGUUCUGCAUAGGUGUACCCCUCCUAAUGCCCUCCAUCACCGAGAUGAAAAUGAAGAACAUGUUGAUGCGGGGAAAGAACAAGGGAGGAGGUGGAGGGAUGAUCUCUGCACUGGAACACGGUGAGCGAGGCGAACACCUCCGGAGGCACUCCUUCAGUGGAGGAAUGGGUGACAUCGCAGACCCUCUCCUCCUCUCGUGUCCCACUCCCGGCAGUACCCAGCGAGGUCACCACACUCCCUGGACCCCGGUCGCCAAAGACAACCUCAAGUACCGCCCUGAUGAUUACUACAACCAGGAGGAGCCCCUCAACUACUGCAAGUCCUCCAUGGCUUCCCAUAAAGGUCUUAGCCCAGGCCUGGGUGCCGGCUGGCCCCUGCGGCCAAACCCAGGUCCCGUCCGAGCGGGCCAGGGAGUUGGCUAUGUCCCCUCUAACCGCUUGAACAAAGCUGGUCAGUACGGGAAACCAUACCGCCUUUCCCCCAGUUGCCACAGCAACAGGGGUGGUGAAGUGUUUGUGUCUAAGCUCUAUGGUAACAUCCAGAUUCCCACAGACCCAGAUGCCUACUGCGUGGACCUGGUGAAGAGCGAGAACGGCUAUGGGGAAUGCUAUGAUGGCCACCUGAUGCCUGACAUGGCCCCCAUCAAGGUAGAGCAUGACUCCGACUCUGAAAAUGGCUGCGAUGCCUUCGGGCGGCCCUGGGUUUGUCGCGACCCAGAAUCCGUUGACCGUCGCUACGGUAACGGGAUGUACGACCAGAGCUCCAACAUGCAUCUCAAAUCAGAGGCAGAUUAUUACGAUCCACAGUACUCGCCCUGUCAGAGGGGGAAGGCAGGCAUCAGCCCACCGUACAACAACGGCAACUAUCACGGCUAUGCAGUCAACAACGGCGGAAAUAAUGCCGCACGUCUGCUCAAGUGUGACAAAGACUUGGGAAACAACAAUGACAACAACCAGUUUAGUCCUCAGAGACUCUCUCAUUCAGACGCUCUAUGCAGCAACCAAUCUGUCAACCUCAUGGACUCGCACCUCUACCCACAGGACCCUCACAAAGCCUACAUGCACCCGGACUACAACAAGCAUGGCUCCUAUGAGUUCAAAGGUCAUGGCCUGAUCCACUCAAUCAAGCGGGAGCCCAUGGACUCCCCAACGUGGUCUGAGAGCGGUCAUGACAUGAACCAGUCUAUGAUGGUUGGUCCAAGGAACGUUAUGCCAUGUGUGAUGAGCGCGGGGCACCACAAGUCCAGUCCUUACAUUUAUAUGCCCUAAGAAUGAAGGGAGCAUUACCCACACAUACACCCAAGCUGCACGCACAAACAAACACACACACACACAAACACACACACACACACACACACACACACACACACACACACAAUCAGUGUGCGUUAUAGUACUUUGUAUUAUUGUUGUCU